ACUGCAGCGGCAGGGUGCGUAGCAGUGUUGCAAUGGCGAGCAGGAAAACUAUACGCUCCAAGCAAAACGACCGGGAUAAAUAUUCAGUAUUGUUGCCAACUUACAACGAAAGGGAAAAUCUUCCUUUGAUUGUUUGGCUUUUGGUGAAAUAUUUUGAUGAAAGUGGUUACAAAUACGAGAUUAUCAUCAUUGACGACGGAAGCCCAGAUGGUACAUUAGCGGUGGCGGAACAACUGCAAACAAUCUAUGGAGACGACAAAAUACUUCUUCGACCACGGGCGUCGAAAUUGGGCCUCGGCACUGCAUACAUCCACGGCAUGAAGCACGCCAGUGGAAACUUCAUCAUCAUCAUGGAUGCUGAUCUGUCCCAUCAUCCCAAAUUCAUCCCAGAAUUUAUAGAGAAGCAGAAGGAGGGUGAUUACGAUUUGGUGUCUGGCACUCGAUAUCGAGGCAACGGGGGCGUCUACGGUUGGGACCUGCGCAGGAAGCUCAUCAGCCGAGGUGCCAACUUCCUGACUCAGGUGCUGAUGAGGCCUGGCGCAUCUGACCUCACCGGCAGCUUCAGACUGUACAAGAAGAAUGUCCUAGAGAGCCUGGUGGAGCGCUGCGUGUCCAGAGGUUAUGUCUUCCAAAUGGAGAUGAUCGUCCGUGCCAGACAGCUCAAUUACACCAUCGGAGAGGUGACACACACACACACGCCGAGUAUACAUGUUCCCAUCUCCUUCGUAGAUCGCGUCUACGGCGAGUCCAAACUCGGAGGGAACGAGAUUGUGUCGUUUGCAAAAGGACUGCUUACACUUUUUGCCACCACAUGAUAACCCAGGACGUAGUACACUCAUCAUAUAGUAUCACAAAUACUGCUGACUCUGUCAUACUGAAUAGAUGGUGGAAGGACUGCAGAGCUUCCCCUGUUGGUAGUAAAUAGAUCAUGCUUUCAUCAUAGUACAUCUGUCUAUCUAUGGAAUAUUUUCUAUACACACACACUAUGUUUGACCUGUGUAUACAGCUGUGUAUUUUUAUGGUCAGUAGCCAACUGUAGAACACGUAUAAAGCCACACAUGGACAACUUACAGUAUACAAUGUGUGUAGUGUGCAUGUUUUGGAAAUGUGAGGAGGAAUAAGCCCACACAAGCCCGGGGAGAUCAUGCAAGCUCAACACACAUGUUCCAACAGAGCCUGAGAGGCUGGCCAUUUGUCCAGCCUGGUGCACUGUGUCUCAUCAUUCCCAAUGUGCAGUAUGGACUAACAGAAAUCAUUCUGGAGUAAACAAUGCAUGUUUUUCAAAGACACCACUAGCACACUUACACUAGCAUCUUAACAUAUUAUUAUUGUUCUUAGAGAUUAAAAUAGUCAAAUCUU
Doryrhamphus excisus (bluestripe pipefish) is the source of this 1359-nucleotide messenger RNA. The record is from RefSeq and is a predicted model, not a curated record. Lineage: Eukaryota; Metazoa; Chordata; Actinopteri; Syngnathiformes; Syngnathidae.